Molecule: messenger RNA, 1917 nt
Organism: Malassezia pachydermatis
Lineage: Eukaryota; Fungi; Basidiomycota; Malasseziomycetes; Malasseziales; Malasseziaceae
Exons: 3
Coding region: 1-1917 (638 amino acids)
Biological process (GO): ubiquitin-dependent protein catabolic process
Cellular component (GO): nucleus
Molecular function (GO): ubiquitin binding; ubiquitin protein ligase binding
Source: RefSeq, a predicted model, not a curated record
AUGCUUGUGCGUAUUCGGUGCAAGGAUGGACAGUUUCGGUAUACGCUCGAUGAGAACGAUACCGUCGAUGUGCUUGUACAGCACCUUCUGGCGUCUAUCGAGGCCGAUCCAGCGACGCUGGCGCUCGCAGAUGCGCCACGCGGCGAAGGUCGAUCCGUCGCGCAGCUGCAGGGCUCGACUCUGAAAGCACUCGGGAUUACACAUGGCCAGCUUUUGUAUGCCGAGUACGAAACGCCUACUGGCGCGGGGGCUUCUGCGUCGCCUGCCACGUCGGCCCAGCCGACGCAGCCGACGGCACCUACUACGUCAUCUGUGCGUAUGGACGACGUGGAUACCUACUGGGCCCAGCAGCGGGGCCUAAUUCAAAGGGCGCGUGAUCCGCAGUUCUGCCGGCAUGGCGAAAAGGGGAUGUGUGAUUAUUGUAUGCCAUUGGAACCGUACGACGCUGGCUACCAAGCAGAGCACAAUAUCAAGCACUUGUCGUUCCAUGCCUACUUACGGCAACAAAACAUCUCGACGUCCACUGCGUCGACGUCGUCGACCUACAUCCCACCGCUGGAGGAAGUCAACUACCGCGUGCUCACGCCUUGCCCGUCCGGCCACCAUGCGCCAUGGCCCGCGGGAAUUUGUACCAAGUGCCAACCCUCGGCGAUUACGCUGCAGCGCCAGGUGUACCGCAUGGUCGACCAUGUUGAAUUUGCGCACCCAUCGCUCAUCGACCAUAUGCUGGAAACGUGGCGAAAGACGGCGAUGCAGCGAUUUGGGUUCUUGCUGGGCCAUUAUGAGCCGUACGACAAAGUGCCCAUGGGCAUCAAGGCCGUAGUCGAAGCGAUUCAUGAGCCGCCACAGGCGGGCGAGAUGGACGGCCUGACGUUGGGAUGGCCGUGGGACGAUCAAGAUCGGAUUACCGCGCUUGCGCAGCGAUGUGGCUUGCAGAUUGUCGGUAUGAUUUACACCGAUCUGGAGGCAGCGGAUCCGACGCAUACCGAUGCGACCAAGGCGGGGCUGGUCGCGUGCAAGCGCCAUGCCGAUAGCUUUUUCCUCAGUGGCCAGGAAGCGCUCUUUGCGGCCCAGUGGCAAGCGCAGCGACGCAGUGCCUGCCGCUGGAGCAAGAGCGGUGUGUGGAAUAGCAAGUUUGUGACGUGUGUGCUGUCGGGCAACACGGAAGGGGAGAUUGAUGUGGCGGCGUACCAGGUCAGUGAGCAGGCAAUGGGGAUGGUCGAAGCGGAUAUGAUCGAGGCGAGUGUGCACCCCACGAUUAUCCGUGUGAAGCCGAACGACGCGACGCGGUACGUCCCUGAUGUGUUCUAUCGGUAUACCAACAAGUACGGCAUCGACGUCAAGGAGCGUGCCUCACCGACCUUCCCUGUGGAGUACCUGCUGACGACCAGUACGCAUGGCUUCCCCACCGACCCCUCUCCCCGCUUCCUCUCGCAUGCGUUUGCGAUUGAAAAUCGGCCAGGUUUGCAUGACCAGUCGUUGGACGAUGUGUGGCGUGCCAUGCAUGCCUUCCUUCCGCUUGAAUCAGACACGCAGCGGACCGAUCUCAUGCAGUGGCUGAGCGAUUGGCAUCUCCUGGCCUUCCUGGGCCAAAGUGGGUUCCUCUCCGACGAGGAAAUGCAGUGGGCCUGCGACGUCGCGACCCAUCACGAUACGGGUGCGCGAUUGGAUCAAUUGCUUGCGUCGUCCGGCUGGCAAACGCUGUGUGCCAUUGCGCGCGAGCAUGCACCGCGCGUCUCGAACGACGAGCACGACGCAGAUAUGACAGCGGCUAUGGCGCAGAGCCUCGCGGAGAGCACACAGCCGCCGGCGUCCGGCGACGCCCACGCGGAGAGCCAAGGCACCGCAUGCCCUCACUGCACGUUCCUCAAUCCACCUGGUCAUACAGACUGCGAUGUAUGUGGGCUACCGCUCUAA